Molecule: messenger RNA, 1749 nt
Organism: Closterium sp. Naga37s-1
Lineage: Eukaryota; Viridiplantae; Streptophyta; Zygnematophyceae; Desmidiales; Closteriaceae
Source: the annotation of a GenBank genome assembly
AUGGCGGCUCUUAUCGCUCACCGGAUGGAGUCGCAGUUGUCCCUCGUGCUGCGACUCGCAAUCAUGCUGCUCCCAUGGACCGCGUAUUCCGGCGCCAAUUGCGGAGGCGUUCAGCUGGCGGCGGCGCAGACAGACUGCCCGCUGAUUGGUCAGGGCAUCGACCCGUACACAGCGGGGAUCGUGGCGGAAAAGCCUAAAGUGUUUCUCUCCGUCCUGCUCAAGAAACUCGUCACCGUCGACGCCGUAAAGUACAGCUACAUGGCGUAUUUCCAAAUUGUCUCCACGUGGCGCGACCCUCGAGUGAACGACACGCUGGCGAUAAACAACGCGGUGAACGCGUUCGGGCCGGCCAUAACGGGACUCGCCACAGCCAAGUGCAAGCCGGACGUGACGUUUUCGGGGUUUAACAUCAGCCAGAAGGACGAGUGCCUCAAGACGCCCAAGCAGAACAACCUGCCGCAGAUGGACGGCUGCAAUAAGCCGUGCACGCCGUCCGGCACCACGUGCUGCGACUCCAUCUGGAUCCCCUCGCUCACCAUCGACAAUGUUCUUUUCUACCCCCAAGACCGCUUCCAAACAGAGAGCAUCUAUUUCUUCGGGCAGUACAGCAACGAGGCCAGCUCCGUCGACAGAGAAGUUGUCGUUGGAGGCGAGUUUUCGUCACCCCUCAGCUUCAAGAAGUUUCCUCUUGACUCUCAGACGCUGCGGCUGAGCAUUCAGGUGGAGAGUGGGGAGUUUGUCCUGGUGGGGAGCAAUUCAGGGCGGCAGUCGGAGCAGGGGGGCGGGAACCUGGGGGGAGGGGGAGGCACGUACGUGAAUGAUGAGGUCACAGGCUGGAAGAUCAACGGCGUGGGCCUCAACUGCACUCCCUCCCAAAUUACCGUCUCCACCUCCGCCACCUACCAUCCCGAUGACCCCUGGUACGCAUUCUCUCAGAAUUCCCCGUCAGGCAGCGGCAGCAGCAACGUGAACGAGUCGUCGUCGUGUGUGUUCACCAUCCAGAUCUCGCGCACCAGUGGCGUCUUCAUCAUCUCGAUUGUCGUGCCUGUGAUGCUGAGUGUGUAUCUCUGCUUCUCCGUCUUCUUUGCUCGCCCCGACGACCUUGAGACUCGAUCCGCCACCUUUGUCACGCUCUUCCUCGCCCUCUCAGCCGUGCAGUUUGUCAUUGACAGCCAGCUGCCGCGCUCAUCAGUGAUGACGCAGUUUGGCUAUCUGGUCAUCAUCUCAUACGUCUUCAUCUCGCUCACCGCCCUCGAAACCCUUAUUGUCUACGUCAUUGCCGAACGGCUGGAGAAGGAUGUGGUUGAGACCGUGGGGGACAUGGCGGCGGCAGCCACACGCACCUCGUGGAACUCCCGUACUGAGCCAGAGGCCGAAAGCCCACCCAAGGUGGAGAGUGCGUGUGCGGUUGUCUCCAGCAAGGCUGAAGGCACAGGGGAGGAGAGUCAGGAGCUGUGUCUGGUGCUGACAGAUGAGGAUGAUGAGGAGGUGGGGGACACCAAGAGUGCAGCCUGCAGUGGGGGAGGAGAGAAGCCCCUAGCGGCCUGCCUGAACCCCGAAAAGCCGCCACUUCAGAGAGCGGAGGGCCCUACCUGGAAAUUUAGCCUUUUCGGGUACCACCUCAAGCCUGCCGACGAGGAGCACGCUGGUGAAGGCAACUACACUCUCGCAUCUAGGAUUGACUUCGUGUGCUGUGUUCUCUUCUUCCUUGGCUACACUCUCACUGUCAUUCUGCUCUACACUCUCUAG